Molecule: messenger RNA, 384 nt
Organism: Pogonomyrmex barbatus (red harvester ant)
Lineage: Eukaryota; Metazoa; Arthropoda; Insecta; Hymenoptera; Formicidae
Source: RefSeq, a predicted model, not a curated record
AUGCGCAGUUACGACGACAUGUGGCAGGUCGAUGUGGUCGAGAUACGUCCAUAUGCGCGGCAAAACAAGGCUUACAACUACGUGAUGACGGUUAUCGAUGUGUUGAACAAGGGCAAGGAGUUCUACAACGCCGCCGUAAAAGCAGUUAUGAACAGAUACAAUAUACAUCACUACUCGACGUACUCGGUGAUGAAGGCGGCGAUGGUGGAGCGGAUUAAUCAUAUGCUCAAGAACGACAUGUGGAGACUCUUCACGCUCAACGGAUCGUACAAAUGGCUCAACGCUCUACUGCGUUUAAUCUCGGAGUACAACAACCAUGCAUUGAACGAUCGGAAUCGACUGGCGGACAUAACUCCCGCCUUGUCAAGAGACUCCUUUCCCUAG